AUGUCAACGAUUGGAAAAACUAUAAGAUGUAAAGCUGCAGUAACGUGGGAUGCAGAUAAAUUAAGCAUCGAAGAAGUUGAAAUAGCUCCUCCAAAGGUACAAAAUAACGAUGUGCUUUCUUUCUCAAAAAUCUUUCUUAUUUUUUUUAAAAAAAUAUCAAUGAUGACGACAACAACGAACAAUAACAGUAAUAGUAGUAGUGAUAACAGCAUUUUACUUUAUUUUGAAAAAUAUUAUAGGAUAAAGAAGUCUCAAAAUAUAUUAACGAGACCUUACGCUGCUUUUUUAUGGCCAAUUAUACAUGGCCACGAGGGUUCAGGAAUAGUUGAAUCGGUUGGUAAAGAUGUCACAUACGUAAAGCCUGGAGAUCAUGUUAUUACUACGUACGUUCCACGUUGUGGUAAAUGUGUAUAUUGUAAUAACAAUAGCACUGUUAUUCGUACCAAUUUUUGUCAAAUGUUUCUUAAUCAGUUGUCUGGUCUUAUGCCUGAUGGUACUAGCAGAAUCACUUGUAAAGGUCAACAAGUGUUUACUUUUUUGGGGGUUUCUUCAUUUUGUGAAUAUUCAAUCUUGACUGAUGAAAAUAUUGUCAAAAUCAAUCCCCGUGCCCCAUUGGAUAGUGUUUGUUUAUUGGCUUGUGGUCUUUCAACCGGUUAUGGUGGGGUAACAAGAAUAGCUAAUAUGAGAAUUGGUUCUAGUGUUGGAGUUUUUGGUUGUGGAGCUGUCGGUUUAGGAGCAAUUCAAGCCGCUGUUUCUCGCAAUGCAAGAUUGGGAGCAAAAGAUUGUAUCAACCCCAAUGAUUAUAAAGAUAAACCAAUUCAACAAGUUUUAAAAGAACUUACAGGUAUUGGACUUGAUUAUACUUUUGAUUGCACCGGUAAUACAAAAAUAACCAUCGCGGCUCUUGAGGCAACAAAAAUAGGUACAGGAGAAUCAAUAGUUUUAGGUGUUUCCGAUAAAGGUGAAGAAGAUAUUGGCGUUGCACUGCAACAAUUAAUGUUGGGUCGAUAUUGGAAGGGUGGGGUGUUUGGUAAUUUAAUACCAAAACGAGACAUACCACAACUUGUCGAACAAUACCUUGACAAUAAAUUGGAGAUUGAUUCGUUGGUUACUCAUCGAUUUAAAUUUGUUGAGAUUAAUGAGGCUAUAAAAGUUAUGAUGUCUGGUGAUUG
Messenger RNA from Entrophospora candida, 1172 nucleotides. Lineage: Eukaryota; Fungi; Glomeromycota; Glomeromycetes; Entrophosporales; Entrophosporaceae. The record is from the annotation of a GenBank genome assembly.